AUGGUGAAAAGGAUGAUAGCUAUAGACGCAGAUCAAGGACUUCUCCUAUCUUUCUCGUAUGAUGAAGACCACCAUCAUGAGCGCAGAAACAGAAAUUCAUCUUCGAGAGGCCUGGGAAAUGACGCUAUGAGUAGAGCACUCAACCAAAUUUCUAGAUCACCUUUCACGCGCAGGAUUGAGGGAGGGAGACUUCCUCGGCGGUUCACUCAGCCCACGUUCACCAUGUACAAUGGUCGAACAGACCCUGUAGAGCAUGUUAGCCACUUCAAUCAGAGAAUGGCUAUGCACUCCAAGAACGAAGCCUUGAUGUGCAUGGUGUUCCCAUCUAGCUUAGGGCCUGUGGGGAUGAGAUGGUUUGAUGGUCUGGGUGCAGGUUCCAUUGAUUCUUUUAAGGAACUCACUCAGGCGUUUGGAUCCCGCUUUAUUACGUGCAACAGGGUUCCUCUGCCCUUAGAUUCUUUAUUAUCUCUAUCCAUGAGAGAAGGGGAGACCCUGAAAACAUAUUCGGACAAAUAUUGGGAGAUAUUCAAUGAGAUAGAUGGUGACUUUAAUGUCGUGACCAUCAAGACUUUCAAGAUCGGCCUACCUACUGAGCAUGGCUUAAGGAAGUCUUUGACUGGGAAGCCCGUUACUAAUGUACGCCAUCUCAUGGAUCGAAUUGAUAAGUAUAAAAGGGUUGAUGAGGACCAAUAG
Messenger RNA from Quercus robur (English oak), 693 nucleotides. RefSeq lists its product as uncharacterized. The transcript has a single exon. The record is from RefSeq and is a predicted model, not a curated record. Lineage: Eukaryota; Viridiplantae; Streptophyta; Magnoliopsida; Fagales; Fagaceae. The coding region runs from base 1 to 693 and encodes 230 amino acids.